Molecule: messenger RNA, 1325 nt
Organism: Trichoplusia ni (cabbage looper)
Lineage: Eukaryota; Metazoa; Arthropoda; Insecta; Lepidoptera; Noctuidae
Exons: 4
Coding region: 17-775 (252 amino acids)
Source: RefSeq, a predicted model, not a curated record
GUCACACUCUGCUAAUAUGUCUAAGAUAGACGAUUUAUUCGAUAAAAAGAAAGAUGAGGCUCCUAUGUUGGACUUAUCUAAAACUGUGAUUAAUACUGCAGAAGAAUAUAGAGCAGUGUUAGAUAAAGUGCCGGACUUUAAAACACGACCAGAAAAGGUAAGAGCCGAGGACGUAAAAAUAAAAGAAGACAAUAAAACUAAAACGUCUCGGAAAGAAAUAAAAGCCUACGAGACAUUGGGAACAAGAGGAUAUGAAGAGAAACAUUUUACUUUUAUGGAUCCCAUCCCAGUGGAAAUGCGCGGGCUGAAGUUUGAAGAGUUGUGUAUAGUACCCAUUGAGUGGCGGAUGCUUACUUCUAUCAGACCGAAAGCUAAAAUGGACGAAGAAUACUUCAACAGACUUGUAGAACUAGGCAAAUCCGAGCUCAAAACAAAAGCAAAGGAUAAAAGAGAUUAUGCUAAAAACACUAUGUUCCGAAAAACGAAAAACCGGUCGGGAGUGACCGAGACUAGGAUAAUAUCCUGCGCAGAGUGCGGAGAGGAAUAUUGUAAUGGUAAAAUGUGUGCAAUAACAAACUACGACAUGUUCGCUCGUCUGAAAGUGGAAGUUGAGACAAAAGCAUCGCGGGCCCAAGCAGCGCCAACACAAGGCGGCGGGAAAAUGAAGAAACUUCGUCGACGGCCGCGACGCAAGCCGCGGAGCAAGAGCGCAGCGCCAGAAACAAACAAGGCACAAGUUAAUAAAUCAGGGGCCAAGAGCGACUCAGAACUCUAAUAUAGAUUAAUUACCUUUUAUUAAACUGGGACCUGGGACCACAAAAAAAAACAACAUUAUAAAAGAAAGUUCCUACAGGACCAGCUUACAAAACCUCAUUUUCGAAUAAAUUUUACGUAUUAAGACUAAAAAGUUAUACGAUUCGUGCAUAACUAAUAACAGCGCACAAUCUCGAUACUACAAAUAAAAAUACUUUUUCCUCUUUCCUAAAGCUUUCCAAUUGUAUAUUCGAUACCUAGAAUUAAUAAUAUUAUCAAAUUGGAUAUCCCAUAAUUGUAAGGUAUUUUAAAGUUUGAGUAGAUGCUACGAUAAGUCACGGCUCAUGUCUGUAACGGAUGCAGUAGACCGCACGUCAAUAGUAGCAUUUAAACAUAGUCUUUAUUCCAAAGCACUAAGAUAGAUUUUCGUAAUUCAUUGCUACAACUGACGUGCGGUCAAGCGUAUGUAAUAAUAAAUUUCUUAAGCCACACUUAUUAUAAGAUAUUGUGUAAUUUAUACCUACUGAGAAUCUCAAUUUUGUAUUGCAAUUUAUUAUACGGUUAUUAUGUGA